ACCUAGUAGGAGUUCAGAUGCGAACUUCAAAUCUCUAACGUAAACCCCUUCUUCCGACUUCAAUUCUCUUUAUCGACUCUUUACUGCCACAAUAGUAUCUACACACAUAAAGUUUUUGUCUCUACAAAUAUCAAGCAGUAGCCUAGGUUAGGGCGAUUGUUUUAUUUGGUCACUCGUUUUAAUCAUGGCUUCCGAAACAGCGUUGACGUUCGGCGUCGAGCUAGAGUUUAUGGUUACUGUCAACCACAGCUAUUAUAGAAACCAAGCAGCACUAUGGGCAAUGGCAGAACUUUUCUUGAGAAAUCUGAAGAAUCUGGCAACCUCCUUGCCUUGUGCCUGUAUCACGGCUAAACUGAACAAAUCUAAGGGCCAAGGCUAUCGGAGUGACUAUCCGGCUCCCCAUAAAGUGCCGAUAGAAAAGAAGGAGUGGAGGGAUCAUUAUUGCUUCUCCGAGGACGUAACCAUUUAUCCAAACUUCAAAGAAGAAAUGAAAUUAGAAGCAGAAAAAAAACGCGCGGUUGGCUUGGAGGUUUCCACACGCGCCCUUGACUUUGAUAGGCAAGGAUGUCCUGAGUUGAAAACUGCUUUCGCGGCCCUCCGUAAUGGCGGCGAACUCACGAAUAAGGAUAUUGCUGAAGAGUUCAAACCCUCGACUCACAGCACAGCUGGACUCCACGUCCAUGUCGGCGUCAAAGAUGGACUCAGCCUAGAGACAGCCAGACAGGCAGCUGUUCUCGGCUGGCUUUUAGAGCCAUGCCUCUUUUCCCUCUGCAAUGCUGAUCGGGGAAUGAAUUGGCACCAUGCACCAAUCCGAAAACAAUCCAUGUUAUCACGACGCCCAUCGACAUCUGGUCACGACGAUAUGGGGGUACCUGAUUCCCUCUAGGAUAGCCUUGCUUCAGCCUCCAGAAACGUCAAUACAGAAUUAGCACAUACAACAAUUCUAACAGUAUCCAUCCCCCAAACCUUCUCAGAUGAGGACAUAAUACGGAUCAAGACAA
Daldinia decipiens is the source of this 1001-nucleotide messenger RNA. RefSeq lists its product as uncharacterized. The record is from RefSeq and is a predicted model, not a curated record. Lineage: Eukaryota; Fungi; Ascomycota; Sordariomycetes; Xylariales; Hypoxylaceae. The transcript has a single exon. Bases 185 to 886 code for a protein of 233 amino acids.